AUGGCUCCUUCAGUCGACCUGCUUUCGGGUCCUACGCCACUGCCCAUCAAUACCAAAGCGACAGCGACGUCUGUCCGUACACCUGAGGCGCCGAAAGCUGUCGACACUAUCUCCAAGAAGACCAGCACAGAAGAUGCGGUGGAACCCAAUGCCAAGCGCACGAAGCGUGUCGGCAAGCUGCCCGUCACUCUCUUGUCCGGCUUCCUGGGCGCUGGCAAGACGACCCUGCUGCAGCACAUUCUGACAAGCAACCACGGUCUGGGUCGCGUCGCGGUCAUCGUCAACGACAUUGGCGCCCUCAACAUCGAUGGAGCUCUCUUGUCUCAGGCCAAGGUGAAGCAGACGACUGAGAGAUUGGUAGAGAUGCAGAAUGGAUGCAUUUGCUGCACCCUGCGCGGCGACCUCCUGGAAGAGGUGGCUGCUCUUGCACAAGAAGGUGGCGUCGAUUACCUUGUCAUCGAAAGCACCGGCAUCAGCGAGCCUAUGCAAGUGGCAGAGACUUUCAGCGAAGAAUUCUCGCAGAUGCACGUAGCAGCCGCCGAAGACUUGAAAGCUGAGAUGGCCGAGGACGAGGAGUCGGCCAAGCAAAACGCCAAAGUAGCACAGAUACUUGCUGCCGGCGGUCUACCUGCAAUCUCGCGUCUCGAUACUUGCGUCACUCUUGUGGAUGCUUGCAACGUCUUCAAUGAUUACCAGACUGCAGACUUCCUGGUCGACCGUAACAAGAACGGCGAGGUGCCUGAGGAGGACGACAGAUGCAUUUCUGAUCUCAUGACGGAUCAACUCGAAUUCGCCGACGUCGUCAUCUGCAGCAAAGUAGACUUGGUCGCUCCGACCGAGGUAGAGCGCAUUCGCAGCCUUGUCCACCAGCUCAAUCCAACGGCCACUUUCAUACCUGCUGUCAAGGGCCAAAUCGACCUGAGCAAGAUUCUCAAUACUGGGAGCUUCUCCUACGCCAAAGCUGCUACCUCGGCCGGAUGGCUGCGAAGCUUGCAAGAAGUCGUCAAGCCAGAGACCGAAGAGUAUGGCGUGGGAACCUUUGUGUACCGUGCUCGUCGUCCUUUCCAUCCGCUUCGCUUGUGGAAAGCGAUCCGCGAGGUCUUUGUCGUCAUUCAGACCGAGUACAUUGACGAUGGCGAAGGGAGCGAGCAAGAUGAAGAGAAGGCCAUCGGCGAUGAUGCUGAGAUGUCAGAGGCCGAGGUGGAAGAAGGCGAUGAAGAGGUCGCCUCUGACGAUGAGGAUGAAGCAGGCGAAGCUCAGCCUCAACUUAAUCCCGCAGCUCGACUUGCCAGCAAGAAAGCAUCUGGCUGGGCCAAUCUGUUUAGAUCGAAGGGCUUUAUCUGGCUUGCUACCAGGCCUCUCAUGUUUGGCGAGUGGUCCCAAGCUGGAUGCAUGCUGACUUUGAACGGAGGUGGCAGAUGGCGCUGUGAAGUGCCCGAAGAGGACUGGCCUCAAGAUCCUGAAAUUGUCGACGCAAUCAAACGCGACUUUGAAGGACGUUGGGCUGACCGUCGUCAAGAGCUCGUCUUCAUCGGACAAGGUAUGCGAUCCGACCCCAAGACUGGCAAAACCGGCAUGGAAGCUUUCAUUCGUCAAAACCUAGAUGAUUGCUUGCUGAGCGACGAAGAGUGGAAAGAGUGGGAGAGGAUCAUGAAGGGUCACAGCGCGCAACAGGACCUUGCCAAGCGUGCGGAGAGACUUGAGAAGAUCUUUACUGAUGGCUUCGAGGACUGGCCCGAUGAUGAGGACCACACUGGUCACGAUCACGCUCACUGA
Ceraceosorus guamensis is the source of this 1776-nucleotide messenger RNA. RefSeq names its product cobW-domain-containing protein. The transcript has 9 exons. NCBI's taxonomy places the organism in Eukaryota, Fungi, Basidiomycota, Exobasidiomycetes, Ceraceosorales, Ceraceosoraceae. The record is from RefSeq and is a predicted model, not a curated record. The coding region runs from base 1 to 1776 and encodes 591 amino acids.